AUGGCGGAAGCAUUUGAGCGCUUCAAGCGCUUCGAAUACAGACAAAACAGCAACCUGGUCUUGCAACGCGACCCUUACCUUACCGGGGCCCCAGGGGGUGCUCAUCAGGGGGAACCAACGGGAGAGCCUGAAACCCUGGCUGGUCGCAAACUGUACCCAAUGGGCGACAAGGCAGAGAGAGGCUUGAAGAAGGAGGAAAAGGAGAAGAUCGGAAAGCGGAGGGCAAAGCAAGCAGAAGGAGGACUUGCCAAAAGGAGCAAACUUGACGUUAAAAAGGGCGCCACUGUGCUCGACGCUGAUGUGACGGAGAACUUCUUCUACCGCCCGACGACCCGUGCCACCAACCAAGUGUACGAACAGCUGCUCGUGGUGCUUCAGCAACAGCUAGGGGAUCAACCAGACGAGGUUCUCCGGGGGGCUGCUGACGAGGUGCUGCAAGUACUGAAAGAGGACGGUAUCAGAGAGGGAGACAGGAAGAGGAGCAUAGAGGGAGUGCUGGGACCCAUUACCCAGGACAGGUUUACGAAGCUGUUUCAGCUAUCCAAGAAUAUUACAGACUUUCUGGGGGCCGAUCAAGACAGAUACGAUGCCGGCGAGCCAGACACGACCGCUGGUGUUGCGGUGGUCUUUGACGAAGAGGACGAGGGCGAAGACGAUUACGGGUAUUCGGACGUCGAGGCGGAGGGAGACGAGGAAGAUGACGAAGAGACAGAAGAACAAGAGGAAAAGGAAAAGACAUAUCUCGCAGCCAAGAAUCUGGACGACGAAGAGGUAGACAGCGCGGAGUCUGCGUACUCUGUGGACGUAUCAAAGAUCGACCCGCACUGGCUGCAAAGGGAACUUAACGCUGUUUUCUCGGAUCCAAAUCAGGCGGUCGCUACGGAGAAGGAAAUCUUGUCCAGCCUGCCGAUUCCGGACAUUCAAGAGUGUGAGAACAAGUUGGUGCUAAUCCUUAAGUACGAGAACUUUGAGCUCGCGAAGAAGAUCCUAAAGAACCGCUGGAAGCUCUUUUACUGCAUCCGGCUAGGCCAGGCGCAGACGACGGAGGAGAAGGAAGGUAUUCGUGAGGAGAUGAAACACACCCAAGAAGGGCAAGAGGUUCUAGAGCUCCUCGAUGCCCUAACCUCCCGUAGGAACAAGGAAAAAGAAGUCACCCUGAACGUCCGCAAGGAGGCAGCGACACUCGCCGCCAAGGCCCAGGCUCGAGACGCCUCUCUGCGUGCUGCGGAAGCGGAAGACGACGCCUCUGCGUUGGGCGGGGGGGCCCCAGGGGCCCACGGUGCACCGGGGGCUCUCUCAACUCAGGGUGCUCAGAGGAAGCCAACGGGUUCUGUCGACUUGCAGGGCGUCACCUUCCAUCAGGGUAGUCAUCUCAUGGCCAAUGCAAAGGUUAAGCUUCCAGAUGGGGCUCAAAGGAUCGAAACAAAGAGCUACGAUGAGGUUGUUGUUCCUGCUCUGAAGCGGCCAGUCGAGAAGGGCGAGGGCCUUCGGGCAAUCUCGACACUCCCGGAUUGGGCUCAGCCUGCGUUUACUGGAGUCGGCAUCGAGCGACUGAACGCGCUGCAGUCCAAAGUUUUCGACAUCGCGUUUAAUACGUACGAGGAGAAUUUGCUGCUCUGCGCCCCCACGGGUGCUGGUAAAACGAACGUUGCCAUGCUCGCGAUGCUGAACGUUAUUGGGCAGUACAGAAACGCGGCAACAGGCAACAUCGACCUGAAGGGGUUCAAGAUUAUUUACGUCUCCCCCAUGAAGGCGCUUGUAGCGGAGCAGGUGCAGGCCUUCUCGCAGAGGCUCCAGCCGUACGGUAUCUCGGUUCGGGAGCUCACAGGAGAUGCGAAUCUGACGCGCGAAAAGAUUGAGGAAACGCAAGUGAUUGUCACGACCCCCGAGAAGUGGGAUAUUAUUACAAGAAAGGCUGGAGAACGCGCCUACACCCAGCUUGUGCGGCUGGUGAUCAUCGACGAAAUCCACCUUCUGCAUGAUACUAGGGGCCCGGUUCUGGAGGCGAUCGUAGCUCGCACCAUUCGCCAGAUUGAAAUGUCGCAGGAACACAUCAGACUGGUGGGGUUGUCCGCAACGCUGCCCAACUACGAAGAUGUCGCAGUUUUCUUGAGAGUCAAACCAGAGAGGGGGCUCUUUGUCUUUGGAAAUCAUUACCGCCCCGUGCCUCUCAAGCAAACCUAUAUCGGCAUUAAGGACAAAAAAGCUAUCAGACGCUAUAACACCAUGAACGAUGUUACAUACGAAAAGGUGCUAGAAUGCGCCGGAAAGAACCAAGUGCUGAUUUUCGUGCAUAGCAGAAAGGAGACCGUGAAGACAGCCAAGUUUAUCUGCGACGCAGCCAUGCAGAAGGACACGCUGCCUCGCUUUCUUCAGACUUUCUCGGCGAGCCGGGAGAUUCUUCAGGCUGAGGCGGAAGCGGUGAAGACGCAGGACCUAAAGGACUUGUUGCCUUACGGCUUUGCGGUCCAUCACGCAGGCUUGCCUAGAACUGACAGAAAGCUCGUGGAGGAUUUGUUCGCAGACAGGCAUAUUCAAGUGCUCGUCUCCACAGCUACGCUGGCGUGGGGUGUCAAUCUGCCAGCGCAUACGGUCAUCAUCAAGGGUACUCAAGUCUACCUGCCCGAGAAGGGUGCCUGGUCCGAACUUUCGCCAAUGGAUAUUCUACAGAUGAUGGGACGUGCGGGGCGCCCUCAGUACGACACUAGCGGCCAUGCCAUCCUUAUCACGCAGCACAGCGAGCUGCAGUUCUACCUGUCGCUCAACAACCAGCAACUACCAAUCGAGUCUCAGAUGAUCGGCUGCCUCCCCGAUAUGUUGAACGCCGAGAUCGUCUUAGGGUCUAUUAGAAGCAGAGAAGACGCCGUUCACUGGCUGGGAUACACAUACCUCUACGUGCGCAUGCUGAAGGCACCCGCCUUGUACGGCAUCUCGCCUGCCGUGCUAAAAGAAGACAAGCUGCUUGAGCAGUAUUGUAUUAAUCUAGCAGACUCUGCCUUGAAAAUCUUGGACCGCCACUUCCUCAUAAAGUAUGACAAGCGGACGGGCACGAUCCACGUGACGGCGAUGGGGAGGGUGGCGAGUCACUACUACAUUAAGCACUCGACAAUUGCGGUGUACAAUGAGCACCUCAAGCCAACGCUCUCCGACAUCGAGCUGCUGCGCUUGUUCUCCCUGUCUUCGGAGUUCAAGUACAUGCCUGUUAGAGAGGAGGAGAAGCUGGAAUUGCAGCGGCUCAUGGAGAGAGUCCCCAUUCCCGUGAAGGGCUCUCCCGACGAGUCGUCAUCCAAGGUCAACGUCUUGCUGCAAGCGUACAUCAGCAAGCUCAAGCUUGAGGGGUUCGCCAUGAUGGCGGAUAUGGUGUAUAUCCAGCAGAGUGCCAACCGGAUCAUGCGGGCCAUUUUCGAUAUAUGCCUGAGGAGAGGAUGGGCUCAGCUAGCCAUGCGAGCCCUCCAGUUUUGCAACGAAAUUCAGGGCCGCAUGUGGAGUACGAUGACACCACUGAGGCAAUUCAAGGUGCUGCCUGAGGAGUUGCUGCGCAAGAUCGAGAAGAAGGACCUGCCCUUCGAUCGGUAUUACGAUUUGACAUCGACCGAAAUCGGGGAACUAGUGCGCGUGCCCAAGAUGGGGAAGCUGCUGCACCGCCUUAUUCACUCCUUCCCAAAGCUGGAGCUUGCAGCCUUCGUGCAGCCUUUAAGUCGGUCUUGUCUUGUCGUCGAGCUGACCAUCACACCCGAUUUCCAGUGGGACCCCAAGAUACAUGGAAACGGAGAAGUCUUCUGGAUCAUCGUCCACGAUGUUGACUGCGAGCAAAUCCUGCAUCACGAGAUGUUUAUUCUCCCUGCUUUCCAGGGAGAGGUCGAGCACACUCUCACGUUCACGUUGCCAGUGACGGACCCGAUCCCACCAAGUUACUGCAUUCGCGCUAUUUCAGAUCGUUGGCUUCACUCCUCUGCCUCUCUCCCUAUAUCGUUUAAGAAUCUCAUUCUUCCAGAGAAGCCUAUGCCUCAUGCAGAGCUUCUGGAUCUGCAGCCGCUGCCAGUGUCGUCGCUGCACGAUAAGAAGGCCGAGGAACUUUAUAAGAACGAUGGCAUCAAGGCGUUCAACCCCAUUCAAACACAGGUGUUCUCGACUUUGUAUUCGACAAGCGAGCCUGUCCUCCUCUGCCUGCCGCCGACGAGUGGCAAGGAGAUUUGCAUCGAAUUUGCAAUCCUCAGGAUGCUAAAGACGGAGCCGGCUAGCGCGUGGAAGGCCGUGUACCUCGCCCCUUAUGAGUCUGUCGUACAGGAGACUUUGCGCCAGUGGAGCUCCAAGUUGGGUGGAGGCCUCGGCCUUAGAGUGACAGAGUUGACAGGCGAUUUGCAUGCGGAUCUGAAGCUGCUCGAGCAGUCGCACAUUGUCUUGUCGACUCCAGACAAGUGGGACUUUCUGUCACGGCGGUGGAAGACGCGCAAGGUGUUGCAGUCCAUUCGAUUGCUGGUUGUCGACGACCUGCAUCUCUUGAACUCCCCGGUUGGCUCGACUCUCGAAGUCUGUCUCUCUCGCAUGCGGUACAUAUCCGCUCAGCUGCCGCAGCCCGUCCGCAUCGUUGCUUGCGCGAAUUCUCUUUCGAACGCAAAGGACGUGGCAGACUGGCUCGGCGUCUCGGCUAGCGGGCUGUUCAACUUCCACCCAAGCGUGCGGACCGUGCCUCUGGAGAUUUCUCUCCACGGCUUUGAUGUGUACAACAGAGAGGCGCGUCUGCUGGCCAUGUCACGAGCCGUCCACCAGGCCAUCAAGCUCUACACGGCCCCCUCCGCGGAUGACAGCAGGAGUCGCAGCAGCCGCAAGCUGAAGAACGUCUUAGUGUUCUGCUCAGACAGGAAGCAAUGCAGGCUCACUGCCAUCGACCUGCUCCUCCAAACGGCAGCUGACGACCAACCAAAGAAGUAUCUUCAUGUUUCAGACGAUACAAUAAAGCAGUACACCUCGAUUGUGCGCGACAAGAUGCUUCUGGAAACCCUCUCAUACGGUGUUGGCCUCUAUCACUCCGGACUUUCUGCAGCAGAGCGGCUUCUGGUGCAGCAGCUGCACUCCAGUGGCGCUAUUCAAGUGGUUGUCGCGGCCGAAGAAGCUGCAUGGGGGCUGCAAAUGAGUGCCCAUUUGGUCGUAGUCGUCGAUACGAAGCGCUUUACUGAAAACGGUUACGAGGAUUAUCCCAUAGCCGAUGUCUUGCAGAUGCUCGGCCGCGCUACACGACCCGGCAUUGACAAGCACGGCUACGUGGUGCUGCUGUGUCCCUCCAGCAAGAGGGAAUUUUACAAAAAGUUUAUUUUCGAGCCUCUUCCCAUCGAGUCGCAACUCGAGCAGCACCUCCAGGACCAUGUGAACGCGGAAGUUGUCCUCAAGACUAUCGAGAGUAAACAAGACGCGGUCGAUUGGUUGACAUGGUCGUUCCUCUACAGGAGACUUUCUAAGAACCCCAAUUACUAUGGCCUGCAAGGGACGUCUCACCAGCAUCUUAGCGACUAUCUCUCCGAGUUAGUUGAGUCUACAGUCCACACCCUUGAGCAGGCGCAGUGCGUCGCGGAGAAGAACGAAGUGGACCUCGAGCCUCUGAAUUUGGGGCUUAUCUCAGCCUUCUACUGUGUGAAGGUUGCCACUAUCGAACUCUUUAAUCGUUCUCUUGCUCCCACCUCCAAGCGUCGCGCCCUUCUAGAGAUACUCUCGGCAGCAGCAGAAUUUGGAUCGCUGCCUCUGCGUCCUGGGGAAGAGACGGUCCUUAAAGGCAUAGCCCAGCGCAUAGGUUUGAAGCUCCCCGCCAGCACGGACUUCGCCAAAGCCAGCACAAAGGCUCUGGUGCUGAUCCAUGCGCACUGUCAGCGGGCAACCCUGCCAAGCGACCUGGUGGCAGACCAGAAGCAGGUGCUAGAGCCUUGCGUGCGACUGCUGCACGCUUUAGUAGAUGUCAUUGCGAGCAACGGAUGGCUUAUACCAGCCCUAGCCGCGAUGGAGGUAUCGCAAGCCAUCAUCCAGGCCGUUCCGCAUGCUGGAUCAGGAGAGCAGAACAAACUGUUGGCGUCGCCGCUGAGACAGCUGCCUCACUUCUCUGCAGACCUCGUGAAGGCUGCGAACGCAAUGGAUGUAAAGGACGUGUUCGACUUCAUGAACAUGGAAGACGCACAGCGAGAAAAACUCCUUGCGCCUCUAACCCAAGCCCAACUUCGCGAAGUCGCCAAGGCCAGCAACAGGUACCCCGUGGUUUCCCUCGAGUUUUCGCUAUCCAAGACGGAAAAUCUUAAUCCAGGAGAAGGUGUCCAGUGCACAGUGCAGUUGGAACGAGACUUAGCGGAUGGUGAUGUUGUCGGUCCUGUAUACGCGCCCUUGUUCCCCAAGGAAAAGGAGGAGCAGUGGUGGCUGGUGAUCGGGCAGUCGGCCCCAAAUGGACUGAAUGCCAUCAAGAGGGUCUCUAUUACGAAACAAAACACUACAGUAAAGCUCUCAUUUGAUGCGCCUGAGACACCAGGGAAACAUCAGCUCGUCCUGUUCCUGAUGUGCGACAGCUACAUAGGCGCAGACCAAGAGCAUAAGUUCGACAUUCGCGUGCGGUAG
Molecule: messenger RNA, 6591 nt
Organism: Cyclospora cayetanensis
Lineage: Eukaryota; Apicomplexa; Conoidasida; Eucoccidiorida; Eimeriidae
Product: U5 small nuclear ribonucleoprotein 200 kDa helicase
Exons: 21
Coding region: 1-6591 (2196 amino acids)
Cellular component (GO): nucleus
Molecular function (GO): nucleic acid binding; ATP hydrolysis activity; ATP binding
Source: RefSeq, a predicted model, not a curated record